CACCUGCGGUGCCUCUCCGCAUGCGGGGACUCGGGGCACCUUGACAGGACAGCCCAGGCGAGCGAGGAAGAGGUGGCGGGAUUUCUGGUGGCCACGGUGUUUGUAUUUUGGGCGCUGCGUGACUCUGUGUUGGCUCCCGAUGGCUGUUCCCUCCUUUUCCUAAAUUCUAUUUUACUUUAUUUUUCCCCCCCGUGGUGCAAGCUCUGUAUUUAAAAAAAAGGCAACUACGGGCCUGAGCGUGGCGGACGCCAGCAGGCUUCGGAGUGCCGAGGUCCUCACUCCGGGCGAGUGGAAAGACCGAGCCCGAGCCCGCCCAGGUUCCUGACCGGCAGGAGCCCGGAGGGGGAGAAGGGCACUCUGUGGCUCUGCCUGGGGCACCGAGUGCGGGUGGAGCGGGCGCCAAAGGGAGAGCUUUGUGAUUUUGAAAAAAAAAAAAAAAAAAAUAGACUAAGAGGUUGGUUGGAUUUGCAACCUGUGGCUCUCCUCGAGGGAGCAGGAGUAGGGGAAGGCAGCGUCGGCCCGGGGCGGGAGAGGGUAGGGAGCUGGAGCCUUGGAGAUGGGCUGCGCUCGGGGGGCGACAGCAGCGAGGGGCCACCCCGCUGCCGGAGGUAGUGACCGUGCUAACUGUCUGAGAACUGCGGGUUGCGUUGCCUUUCUCAUGCGGCGUUAUUGGAACCCUGGCGAAAAUUGGAGCUAAUGUUGCAAUGAGUUUUAAACCUCCCCCAUAGGAAACGACACAAGCCACCGGAUUUCUGUUCUUUUCUUCUUUUUUUGUAAGGAUAAAAAGACCCCCCUGUGUUGUAUUCCUUCCCUCGUGACGGUUCAGACUUGGCAGAGUGGCUGGCGGAGGUCCUGACAGCUGAGUAGGGACCAUGACCCAAGACGGGCGCAGAAGCUGUUACAGGGUCCCUGGCUGCCUCCAAAGGCCAGUCAUCGCCUCCAGAAAAGUUUUAAGCAAAAUUUUGGACUGUGAAGCAAGGCAUUGGGUGAAGACAAAAUGGCCUCGCCGGCUGACAGCUGUAUCCAGUUCACCCGCCAUGCCAGUGACGUUCUUCUCAACCUUAAUCGCCUCCGGAGCCGUGACAUCUUGACCGAUGUCGUCAUUGUGGUGAGCCGGGAGCAGUUUAGAGCCCACAAGACAGUCCUCAUGGCCUGCAGUGGCCUGUUCUACAGCAUCUUCACAGAUCAGCUGAAAUGCAACCUUAGUGUGAUCAAUCUGGAUCCCGAGAUCAACCCCGAGGGGUUCUGCAUCCUUUUGGACUUUAUGUACACAUCUCGGCUCAACCUGCGGGAAGGCAACAUCAUGGCUGUCAUGGCCACAGCUAUGUACCUGCAGAUGGAGCAUGUUGUGGACACCUGCCGGAAAUUUAUCAAAGCCAGUGAAGCGGAGAUGGUGCCUGCCCUCAAGCCUCCUCGUGAAGAGUUCCUCAACAGCCGCAUGCUGAUGCCCCACGACCUCAUGGCCUACCGUGGCCGGGAGGUGGUGGAGAACAACUUGCCGCUGAGGAACGCCCCUGGGUGUGAGAGCAGAGCCUUUGCCCCCAGCCUGUACGGUGGCCUGUCCACACCCCCCGCCUCCUACCCCAUGUACAGCCACCUGCCGGUCAGCAGCUUCCUCUUCUCCGACGAGGAGCUGCGCGACGCCCGCCUGCCCAUGGCCAACCCCUUCCCCAAGGAGCGGGCCCUCCCCUGCGACAGUGCCAGGCCCAUGCCUGCUGAGUACAACCGGCCGGCCCUGGAGGUAUCCCCUGGCGUGUGCCACAGCAGCAUCUACUCACACUCACCCAAGGAGGCGGUCCCAGAGGAGGCUCGGAGUGACAUGCACUACAGCGUGGCUGAGGGCCCCAAGCCGGCUGCCCCCUCGGCCCGGAAUGUCCCCUACUUCCCCUGUGACAAGGCCGGCAAAGAAGAAGAGAGGCCCUCCUCAGAGGAUGAGAUUGCACUGCACUUCGAGCCCCCCAACGCGCCCUUGAACCGGAAGGGUCUGGUCAGUCCCCAGAGCCCCCAGAAAUCCGACUGCCAGCCCAACUCGCCCACAGAGUCCUGCAGCAGCAAGAACGCCUGCAUCCUCCAGGCCUCUGGCUCCCCGCCAGCCAAGAGCCCCACCGACCCCAAAGCCUGCAACUGGAAGAAAUACAAGUUCAUUGUGCUCAACAGCCUCAACCAGAAUGCCAAGCCGGAGGGGCCCGAGCAGGCUGAGCUGGGCCGCCUGUCCCCGCGAGCCUACACGGCCCCAGCUGCCUGCCAGCCGCCCCUGGAACCCGAGAACAUCGACCUCCAGUCCCCGGCCAAGCUCAGUGCCGCUGGGGAGGACUCCAGCAUCCCGCAAGCCAGCCGGCUCAACACCAUCGUCAACAGGUCCCUGACGGGCUCGCCCCGCAGCAGCGGCGAGAGCCACUCGCCUCUCUACAUGCACCCCCCCAAGUGCACCUCAUGCGGAGCUCAGUCCCCACAGCAUGCCGAGAUGUGCCUGCACACCGCUGGCCCCACGUUCCCCGAGGAGAUGGGCGAGACCCAGUCUGAGUACUCGGACUCCAGCUGCGAGAACGGGGCCUUCUUCUGCAAUGAGUGUGACUGCCGCUUCUCCGAGGAGGCCUCACUCAAGAGGCACACGCUGCAGACCCACAGUGACAAACCCUAUAAGUGUGACCGCUGCCAGGCCUCCUUCCGGUACAAGGGCAACCUCGCCAGCCACAAGACGGUCCACACGGGUGAGAAACCCUAUCGUUGCAACAUCUGUGGAGCUCAGUUCAACCGGCCAGCCAACCUGAAAACCCAUACCCGAAUUCACUCUGGAGAGAAGCCGUACAAAUGCGAAACUUGCGGAGCCAGAUUUGUGCAGGUGGCUCACCUCCGUGCCCACGUGCUCAUCCACACUGGCGAGAAGCCCUACCCCUGUGAAAUCUGUGGCACCCGGUUCCGGCACCUUCAGACUCUGAAGAGCCACCUGCGAAUCCACACGGGAGAGAAGCCGUACCAUUGCGAGAAGUGUAACCUGCAUUUCCGCCACAAAAGCCAGCUGCGACUUCACCUGCGCCAGAAGCAUGGCGCCAUCACCAACACCAAGGUACAAUACCGCGUGUCGGCCACCGAGCUGCCUCCGGAGCUGCCCAAAGCCUGCUGAAGCAUGGAGUGCCGCGCUUUCCUCUCCAGCCCCUUCGCAGAACCUACCCAAAGGAUACUGUAACACUUUACACCGUCAUCCCUUGAUGCAGUGCCUCUUUCAUCCACUAGUGCAAAUCAUAGCUGGGGGUGGGGGUGGGGGGCGGGGCCGGGGGCGGGGCGCCGUGGCGCUCCCCUGCCCCCACUGCCAUAAAACAUUAAGAAAAUAAUAUUGCUUCUUCUCCUGUGUGUAAGGCGAGCCACGUCAGCACAAAGCAGAAUCAUUUUCUAUAUCAGAGCGGGGAGUACGCAGAGUCCUGACUUGACUUGGUCUACAAAAUGGGGAAUGUGUAUGUUUUGUGGGAACAGAUGUUUCUUUUGUAUGUAAAUGUGCAUUCUUUUAAAAGACAAGACUUCAGUAUGUUAUCAAAGAGAGGGCUUUAAUUUUUUUAACCAAAGGUGAAGGAAUAUAUGGCAGAGUUGUAAAUAUAUAAAUAUAUAUAUAAAAUAAAUAUAUAUAAACCUAAAAAAGAUAUAUUAAAAAUAUAAAACUGCAUUAAAGGCUCGAUUUUGUAUCUGCAGGCAGACACGGAUCUGAGAAUCUUUAUUGAGAAAGAGCACUUAAGAGAAUAUUUUAAGUAUUGCAUCUGUAUAAGUAAGAAAAUAUUUUGUCUAAGAUGCCUCGGUGUAUUUGUAUUUUUUUGCAAGUGAAGGUUUACAAUUUACAAAGUGUGUAUUAAAAAAAACACAAAAAAAAAGCUGCAGAAGGAAAACUGUGUAAUUUCGUUCUAGUUUUCAGUUUGUAUAUACCCGUACCACGUGUCCUCCCGGUGCCUUUUUUCACAGAAGUUUUCAAUGAUGGGCGAGUGCGCGCCGUCCCUUUUUGAAGUGUAGGCAGACACAGGGACUUGAAGUUGUCACUAACUAAACUCUCUUUGGGAAUGUUUGUCUCAUCCCAUUCUGCGUCAUGCUUGUGUUAUAACUACUCCGGAGACAGGGUUUGGCUGUGUCUAAACUGCAUUACCGCGUUGUAAAAUAUAGCUGUACAAAUAUAAGAAUAAAAUGUUGAAAAGUCAA
Lepus europaeus (European hare) is the source of this 4179-nucleotide messenger RNA. It is a transcript of the gene BCL6, whose product is annotated as BCL6 transcription repressor. Gene Ontology annotation, molecular function: protein binding. Gene Ontology annotation, biological process: regulation of cytokine production; regulation of immune system process; negative regulation of transcription by RNA polymerase II. Bases 998 to 3124 code for a protein of 708 amino acids. The transcript is spliced from 10 exons. Lineage: Eukaryota; Metazoa; Chordata; Mammalia; Lagomorpha; Leporidae. The record is from RefSeq and is a predicted model, not a curated record.